This is a messenger RNA of Durotheca rogersii, 829 nucleotides long. RefSeq names its product DASH complex, subunit Dad3. Lineage: Eukaryota; Fungi; Ascomycota; Sordariomycetes; Xylariales; Xylariaceae. The transcript has 2 exons. Gene Ontology annotation, biological process: attachment of spindle microtubules to kinetochore. Bases 206 to 478 code for a protein of 90 amino acids. The record is from RefSeq and is a predicted model, not a curated record. Gene Ontology annotation, cellular component: mitotic spindle; DASH complex.
CCGUGCCACGCGAGGCGAAGAAGCCCCUAGCGAUUCGACCCCGCCAGCAGCGACGCCACAGUCCGUCCCACACCUCCCCGCGGAGCCAAGUCACCUUCCCGUCCUCCCACCAAGCCAAACCAAGAUCAUCUCAACGACGCAUAGGUACCGCCCGCGAACACCAGACGCACGCCCUCGCGCACACCCCCCUACCCCCCUCUCGAGCAUGGACAGCCAGGGAUCCAACCCGCUCCUGUCGCCGCCGGAGCUCUCGCCGCUGGAGCAGGAGGUGCUGGAGGAGUACGAGCGGCUGGCCGAGAACAUGAAGAAGCUCGCCCACGUGCUCGACGUCAUGGCCGGGCAGCCGACAGCCGAGAUCCUCGACGGCCUGCGCGAGCUCGAGCGCAAGACCAGCCUCGUCUUCACCCUGCUCAAGGCCAGCGUCUACAGCAUCGUCCUCCAGCAGGAGAUCGACUGGGGCGACCAGGCCCGCGGCUGAGCACGCCCACACCCACCCCUCCCUCCCCCCUACCCCGGCGUAUAUACCUACCCACGCACAUAUAAGCACGCGCAUAAGCGCAUGGGAUGGGCGCCCGCCCUUUCAGCCCAUCCGGACCUCCGGGACUAUCGACGACGGAUCUAGAAGGCUCGAGAAGGAAGACUGGCGGGCCCAGAUCUUGGGCCGAUGGCGCCUGUGCCCCUCGGGAGCAGAAACAGCCCAUAUGGAAUGUCUAGAGCCCAUAUCGGAUAGGCAGGCGAGGACAGGGGGGGGGGGGCGAUGUCUACACGGCCCUAGGACGCUGUGUCGAGGCUUAGUUGGUACCGCGAGCAGAUUACCUACUUGGGUGUA